AUGGAUAGCUGGGAUGAGCCGGGCGGCCUGGGGCAGGCCCUGGUAGAGGCCGACCACAGCGCAGAUGCGAGCCUGGCCCCGGACAAGGAGCAGUAUGAGUUUAUGUCUGCGACUGAGGCAGCAGAGGUGGCGCUGCUGCAAGGCGAGGGCGGCGACAUCCUCCUGCCUCCCGAGCGCAGCCCACUGUCGCGGACUGCCAGCAUGAGCAACCUGCUGGAGUCGUUGGGGUGUGAGGAGGACACGCGGCAGCAGCUGACCUCCUGCCAAAUGGCGGGGACUUGGUUCACCGCCACCCUGCUGCUGGGCACCCUGCUGGUCAUCGCCUUUGUGAUGCUGGCUUUCCCCUCGCCCUACCUCAACGGCGCACCUAACUGCCGCUCCGGCGCCGCUAUGGGAGUGCUGUCAGCCAACGGCAACGACAGCCGGCGCCUGGUGGUGUGGUCGGGGAGGGGCCAGUCCGGCACAGUGUUUCACGAGUGGCUGCACACUCUCAGCCUACUAGACCUGUCGUGGCAGAAGGUGAGGGAAGAAGCCGAUCCGAAUGACGACCCGAUGCCUUCGCAAAAGCAGCAGCAGCAGCAGCAGCAGCAGCAGCAGCAGCAACCAGCGGCGUCACGAGCAUUACUCCUACGGCCCAGGCCCAAACCGCCUGGCGCUCUGCCGCACGGGCGCUGGAAGGCAGCAGUGGCAUCGCUGGGCAGUCUAGGGAUGCUGGUGCAUGGCGGUGACGCCCCAGAAGCAGUGCCAACAGCGGGAGGAGAUGAGGUGUUCAUGAGCGAUGCGUGGCUGCUGGGCGCAGACCUCCGGUGGGAAAUGGGCAACUACAGCAGCAGCACAAGCAGGAAGAACAAGGAUGCAGGUGCCAUGGCCCCCAGCGCGCGCCAUUCGCACAGCAUGGUGGGCUAUCAGGAUGAGGAGCGUCGGCAAGCCAUCCUGCUCUUUGGCGGCCGAAGAGCAGAUGGCCUGCUGCUGAAUGACGUGUGGAAAGGCACGGUGACUUGGCCAAACAUUAGCUGGGCGCUGCUGAAUGACCCUCAGUCAGGCAUUGGCUCAGGGCCCUCGCCACUGCCGCGCAGCGGGCACGCGUCAGCCAUGCUCAACGGCACCACCCUGCUCAUCCAUGGCGGGCGGUCUGAGGUUUACGGCUCCUUUGCCGACCUUUGGGCGUUCUCUCUGGUGGAUCUGCGCUGGACACCGCUGACACCAGCCACCUCAGCACAACCGCCGCCGCGAGAUUUCCAUGCAGCAGCUGCGUUUCGCAACAAGCUGCUCGUGUUUGGCGGCAGGUUUGGGUCUGGAUGCAAGCUCAACGACGCGUGGGAGAUUGAUCUUGCGGUCCACCACUGGACGCAGUUGUCCAUCGCUACCUUUGCCACCAGGGAAUGCCAGCAGCUGUUUGGCUGA
Chlorella variabilis is the source of this 1404-nucleotide messenger RNA. RefSeq lists its product as hypothetical. The transcript is spliced from 7 exons. The record is from RefSeq and is a predicted model, not a curated record. Bases 1 to 1404 code for a protein of 467 amino acids. Gene Ontology annotation, molecular function: protein binding. Lineage: Eukaryota; Viridiplantae; Chlorophyta; Trebouxiophyceae; Chlorellales; Chlorellaceae.